Messenger RNA from Archocentrus centrarchus (flier cichlid), 5626 nucleotides. RefSeq lists its product as uncharacterized. Bases 464 to 3604 code for a protein of 1046 amino acids. NCBI's taxonomy places the organism in Eukaryota, Metazoa, Chordata, Actinopteri, Cichliformes, Cichlidae. The record is from RefSeq and is a predicted model, not a curated record. The transcript is spliced from 6 exons.
CCCCAUAGCCACCUUUGGAGUGGAAAUCUCAGAAUCUGGAUUUUUCUUCCCGCUUUGUUUGGAAAUUUGGAACGUCCCGUAACACCUACAGGAUUUUACAGAUGUCAUAUUCUGGUAAACAUUCAUCUUUGCUCUCUGGAACCUGGACUCAUUUGAAAAUCCCCCCUCAUCAUCAGAAACACUGUGAGAUUGUUUUUUUAAUUUUAAUUUUGAUUUUUUGGAAUACUGGCUUUUAUUCUGUGAAGGCACUGUGAUUUCUUCUGGGAUCUCAUCUGAAAACCAAGACUGUAUUUAAAUAUUAGUCUUAACACUCAUAAGCCAUCCUUGACCUUUUUUUUUUCAGAACAUUGGCUCAUUUUCACAAAUUUAACAUAUUGUGAAUCUACACAUUUAUCUCGGAAACUUGGACACCAUUUCUUUAUUAACACAUUUUGUUGUUUCUUUUUUACCCCCAAUUUUACUAAUGGCUCAAUCGAGCUCUAACCCAAACCCAGAUCUGUCAAAUGGAGCCCUUGUACACAGCCCAGAAGGUGUUUGUUCAGACCUGGAUACCCACAGAAGAAGUGAGGAUGCAGAGGUAGAGGAUGAAGAUGAGGUGGAACUAGCAGAGGAGGUUGCGGAAGAUGUUUUGAUGAUUGCUGAAGCAGGACAAGCUGAAGAUGAAAGUAAAGAAUUGAACGAAUGGGAGAAAGGAGAAGUUAUACAAGAGAUCCUAUUACCAAAUGGAGAAAUAAGAGAGGGAGAGGCUGAAGUUGAAAGACCGGAGGACGAGGGGAAUGAAGGAAUGGGAGAGGGAGAGGGAGAGGGAGAUGUUGAUCAGGAAAUAGACAAUCAUACAGCAGAGGAAGAAUGUGAAGAUAGAAAGCUGAUGACUGAGAAUCUACAUCAUUCUCCAGUAUUGGCAGUGAAUGAAAGAGGGAACCAGCAGAUCUUAAACAGCAGUGGAGAUCACAGAGAAGAGAGAGAAACUGACGAAAACAAACAAGAGGAAAUAACGGCAAGCGCAGAAAUCGACAUAAGGCAGGAAAAUACGGAUGAAAGCACCAACGAUCAAGCACUCUGUGUUCAGCUUGGAAGCACUUCUGUAUGGGAGUUAGGAGUGGGUGCACAGUCAUGUACCGGUCAUCCAGAAAAAACAGAAACUGCUAAUUUGCUCCCUACUGCAAGCAUAACAGAGUUUCAUCUCAACAUAGAUGUGGCCCCUGUUUCUACUGGGAUAAAUGAACAGGUCAGCAUCCAAGGCGAUCUAUGCCAAACUUCAACGCUUGGCACUCAUGGCAAACCAGAUGAUAGAGUUACCACAGCUGAAGAGGUGGCCAGUCAAACCAGCCAGCUGGUUAAUGAGAGUCAAAAUGAAAUAAAAAAUAAUGAUGGAAACGAGCACUCACAAUCCAUGAAACAGGAGGCCAUUAAUGAUAAUCUUAUGUGGCAAAAUGAGGAAGUCCAGGAGAGUUUAAAUAAUGCAACAUGUUCUUCUGGUGAUGACUUCCCCAUAGGAGGUGGAACAAAUCAAAUAUCACAAGAACCAGAGCUGGUGACCCUAACUUCUGAAGAACAGUUAGAUGAUGACAUUAAAGAUACAAGGAUGAAAGAAAUCAACCAGAAAGAGCAAGCAGAAGAGCAAGUUGGUACCUGUACAGGGAUGGAGGGGGGAGGAAAUAGUUUAGAAAUGAAGGGGAGGAUAUGUAUUAAUGUUGCUGGAGAGUUAAUGGGUCAAGAAAAGCCCAGAAGCAGAAAUGAUCUAGAAAUGCAAGCAGAAAAAGUUGAUAAGCUUGAAAUCCAAGCUGUAGCAGUUCCUCCAGAACCAACAGGGCAGCUUGUAAUAGAGACGUGCACAGACACGCAGCACUAUGUGGAUUUGAACCAGGCAGAAGAAGCUUCUUUACUGGAGAAAGGGGAAGAGGUUAAACUUGACAAGGAAGGGGGAGAUGGCAAAUCAGAGGAGAAUGAAUUAGAUGGGGAAAGUGAUUUGCAAGAUCAUCCUUUGCAGCUCCUAAUAAAAGCAGAAACAAUUUCGGAAAACAACAUGAAAGAACACCCACAAAUAGAGACCUUUGUAGAAGAUGAGAAGGGAGAAAGUGCAGCGGAAGAAUCAAUGGAAGGAGAGGUGGAGAUGGGAGAAGAGCCAGUGACGGUUCUCGACGACGAGACUGAAAUGGCAGAGGAGACAAACUUAGAUGAAAAAAAUUCUUCCACCAUUACAAGCUGUUCUGAUGAUGCCAUCAACAAGACAGAAGAUGAAGAAUAUCAAAGGCGCCAAGGAGAGAAAUUUGAACUGGAGAACAAGGAGAAACAGAAGGAUAAAAAAGAAGAGGUAAAAAAAGAUGUGAAGCUAAAAACAAACAACAAAGAUGUAGAAUUAGAAAUAAAUGGAACCAUUAAAAGACUGAAGCAAACCAUGGAGAAUGGGUUCUUGUGUCCUGAGCCACAAGCUCUUAGGAAGGAUGGAUUGGGGAAAGUAAAAGUCUUGUCACCCAGGAGAAAAGAUAAUGACUGGAUUAAAGUAGAUCAACCAGAAGAGAAGACUGAACUAGAAGUGAAGGACUGGAGGAAAGAACUGAGGCAUGUCAAAAAAGAAUUUGGGGAAAAUGAGAGGGGAAGGAAAGAAUGGGCAAACAAAGAAGCUCCGGCAGCAGAGAUGAGUCCACCUAGGAAGGAGGACUGGAUGAAGGAGCUGAAGUCAGUUAUCAAAGUUGAAUCCCAGCCCAAAAAGAGAGAUGAACAGGUAAAGAAAAAGAGAGUGGUACUGCUGGAACACGGCCACUCAUACAUCCCUCAGCGUGAGGUGAUGACUGGAGAGAUGAGAGAGGAAGUCAAAUUGACCUCCAACAGGAGAGCAGAGAGCCCCCUGGCUCCUGUGCGCAGGAACAGUAAAACACUUGAGAACCAGGACUAUGAAAUUUCCCUCUAUGUUAAGGCAGGAAGUGACGGCGAGAGCAUCGGAAACUGUCCUUUCUCUCAGAGACUCUUUAUGAUCCUGUGGCUAAAAGGAGUCAUUUUUAAUGUCACCACAGUCGACCUCAAGCGGAAACCAGCUGACCUCCAGAAACUUGCUCCAGGAAUCAACCCUCCUUUCAUGACCUUUAAUGGGGAAGUCAAGGUCGAUGUCAACAAGAUAGAAGAGUUUUUGGAGGAGAAACUAACUCCACCUCGAUACCCCAGACUGGCUCCCAAACACCCCGAAGCUAACACAGCCGGCAUCGACAUCUUUGCCAAAUUCUCAUCUUACAUAAAAAACCCAAGAAAAGACACAAAUGACGCCUUACAAAAAGCUUUGUUGAAGUCCCUUCAGCGUCUGGAUGACUUCCUAAGGACUCCCCUGUCUGAAGAGAUUGAUGCUGAUGUCUUAGGAGAUGUGCCAGAGUCUACUAGGAGCUUCCUAGAUGGGUCUGAGCUCACCCUGGCUGACUGCAACCUGUUGCCUAAACUACACAUCCUAAAGGUUGUAGCUAAGAAAUAUAGAGGCUUUGAGAUUCCUGAAGAGAUGACAGGGGUGUGGCGGUAUUUGAACUGCGCCUUCCAGAGAGAGGAGUUCACCAGGACCUGCCCUGCUGAGAGGGAGAUUGAGUUUGCCUAUAUGAAUGUUGCAAAGCAAAUUAAAUAAAAAAAAAAAGUAAUAGGGGUGAAUAAAUAAUCAACCAACAGGUGUUUGACAAAUAGGCAAAAGAAAAUGUGUAAAGAUUUAAGAAACAAUCAAUAAGGAAAACUAAUAAAAAGGACAGACACCACAGUUUGUCUAAAAAAUCUAUAUAAAAGUACUGUAGAACAAAAACAACAGAUGAAGAGUGAAAGGGUGGUGACUAAAGUCUAAAGAGAGUUCCAGGAAAUAGUCUAGACUCAACUGAUAGCAAAACAUUUAUGAUCUGAUUGUAUCUCUGUGUAGGCGUGUCUGUGCACUCAUGGGUUGGACUGCAUCUUGACUGUCAGCAGUCAGAUCUACAGCGUUUUAGGGCCACAUUAAGAAAAAAAACAUUCAAUGGUGCAUUUUGAGAAUAAAGUCAAAAUUUUGAGAAAAACCUUGAAAUGCGGAGAUUAAAGUUGUCCUUUCAAGUCCAACAACUGCCAUGCCACAUCUGCUAUACUCUCCAGAAUUUCCGGUGUCAUGAGUUAGUGAAAUUAUACUUUAGAGUCAGUUUUAGUAACGAGAAAAUAAUUUCUCUUUUAGUACAUUAACAUGAUGUAGUGUAAGUAUGAGGACGUUAAAGAGAUGGUGCAGAAAGCUGAAGAACACACAAACUGGACAGAUGCAACUGAACCAUCGUGCAGUACAGAGGGGAUAUGUUGAAUCACAAAACACAAUGAGACAGCUGAUCAAGUUGUUUCAUCUACACAAGGCAGUGACUUGAAAUGACGACUGUAAUCUCAAAAUACUAUUUUGACUUUUUUUUCGAAAUUUUGACUUUGUCAGAAUGCACUAUUCAAUAUUUUUCCCUCAGUGUGGCCCUAAUACUCCUUCAUAGCUAUCCCUUCCUAGCAGUAAAAUCUUUAGGUAUCACGAAUCCCCUGAAAGUCAAAGUCCUAGAACACAUAAUAACCAGGUCUCAGUAGCUCUUAAUGAGGUCAUAUGAACCUCAGUGACUUUAUUCACCAUAUCAAUUCAAAAGCAAAUGGCUGAAUAAGAACCAGGAAUAAGAAACGCUAGAAUUAUAAUAAACAUAAGUGCGAUUGGCAUUAUUACAGUAAGAGCUAAGUCAUCUGAGAUUUUCAGCAGCUCUAUGGUACAUCUAUGGCAUUAAAUUGAACAUCCUAGGUGACAUCUUUCUCCAGUUAUCACAUUCACAAGAUUUUCAGAAAACUUUACCUUUGACCUUCAGGUCAAAGUCACCGAGAAUCAAACUCAUCUGAGAUUUUUAGUAGGUGCACCUAGGGUAAAUAUAUAGAUUAUACUACAGCAACAACCAUGGUGGUGCGGAAGACCCCCACCCUCCAUGACCAUAUCUAACAGCAUGCCCAACCAUGGGCUUGGGUCACAUAUACUGUAGACACACACACACACACACACACAGAAACAGAGGCAGUCUGUGAUCAUUAAAAACAGUUUGUAAGAAAUCAAAAUGAUCUUUUCAGCUUUAUUUUAAUUAAAGUUACACUGUUAAUGUUGCUAGUUUAGUACACUCUUAAAUUGCUUCCAAACAUGGCAAGAGCCUUAUUUUUGGUAAAUGGAGUUCUUAUAUAGUGCUUUUCUACUCUAAUUGAGCACUCAAAGCGCUUACACUUAUUUUUCCACUGCAAUAUUCCUUAAGUAUAAGCACAUGAAACACAAUGAUUCUACUGAGGUCAUGAAUUACUUAAUGAUAACGAUAAAUUCAAUGUAAAUGAAAACAUGAAGGAUCUGUCUGUUAGUCUGUCUUAUUAAAUCAGUUCAAUAAUUAUACUAAUGUGUGCUGAUGCAAUGAUACCAUUUAUUGUGAUUAUCUUUGAACUACUUAUUUUGUAUUUGAUGCAUCUGACUGGGUGGGUGUGGGCAGGCCUUGAUUCAGGUGGAUUUGUGUAAUGUAGAUAAGUUUUUGAUGGACACAUCACAGUUCACUUAAAGACAAUUAAUACUGUAUAAUAUAUCCAAAGUAUGCCGUGUUAUCUCUUUCAAUCUACUGCUCAACAUAGAUAAAGUGGAUUUGUUAUACAA